Molecule: messenger RNA, 812 nt
Organism: Spea bombifrons (plains spadefoot toad)
Lineage: Eukaryota; Metazoa; Chordata; Amphibia; Anura; Pelobatidae
Gene: C4H15orf40
Product: chromosome 4 C15orf40 homolog
Exons: 4
Coding region: 4-501 (165 amino acids)
Cellular component (GO): cytoplasm
Source: RefSeq, a predicted model, not a curated record
CGGAUGCUGCACCGUUUUUUGGGAAACUCUCUGGCUGAGGUCCGGUCUGUGUUGUGGUUUUCCUGCCCUCUGCCCCCAAGACCGGUCCCUUGUGUUACACAUACUGUCGGUGUGUGCCGGGUCCCUGCCAUGCCGAAAAAGGAGGGAAAAUCACAAAAGAAAAGGUCUACGGAGACUGCAGCCUCAGCACCAACAGGACCGGUUGGAAAAGAUAAAAAUGGUUUUAUUACCAUUGCUAUUCAUGCAAAGCCUGGCUCUAAACAAAAUGCCAUAACAGAUGUGACAUCUGAAGCUGUUGGGGUUGCAAUUGCUGCUCCUCCAACAGAAGGAGAGGCAAACGCAGAGCUAUGUCGCUAUUUAUCAAAGGUUCUUGAUGUAAAGAAAAGUGAAGUUGUCCUUGAUAAGGGUGGAAAAUCCCGAGAGAAAAUAGUGAAGGUUUCAGCAGCACUCACUCCUGAAGUUAUUUUGGAAAAGUUAAAAGAGGAGGCAUCUGUGAGCUGAGCUUUUCAACCUGAUAAAUAACCAGUUACUUUCUUGUAAAGGUUACAACCAUGAACUGUCCAUAAAGAGGACUAGUCCCUCCACCACCAAACCUGACAGUAAUCAAGUAAAACGUGUAAAUUUAAGCAUGUAUUGGGCUUUUUUCUGUCUUCCUGUUUUAUCAAACAUGCUGGGCAGUGCUAAAAGUUGUGUAAAUUAGCAGCCAAGUAGGUAUUUGGACGUCUGCUACAUUCCGGGACGCAUUUUUAUUUUAUGUUUGAAGUUGUUCCAGGGAAACAAAAUCGAGAAUGAAUAACAAUCUUGUAUGGCAA